Molecule: messenger RNA, 1278 nt
Organism: Daldinia vernicosa
Lineage: Eukaryota; Fungi; Ascomycota; Sordariomycetes; Xylariales; Hypoxylaceae
Product: RNA-binding domain-containing protein
Exons: 3
Coding region: 1-1278 (425 amino acids)
Molecular function (GO): RNA binding
Source: RefSeq, a predicted model, not a curated record
AUGUUCAUCGGUGGUCUCAACUGGGAAACAACUGAUCAGUCGUUACGCGAUUAUUUCUCCCAGUUCGGCGAGGUGACAGAAUGUACAGUGAUGAGAGAUGGUGCCACAGGCCGAUCGCGAGGAUUCGGAUUCCUCACCUUCAAGGAUCCCAAGACAGUGAACAUUGUUAUGGUCAAGGAGCACUUCUUAGACGGAAAGAUUAUCGAUCCGAAGCGAGCUAUCCCACGAGAUGAACAGGAGAAAACCAGCAAGAUCUUUGUCGGCGGCGUCAGCCAGGAGACGACCGAGCCGGAAUUCAAAGACUAUUUUGCCCAGUUUGGCCGGGUUGUUGACGCUACCCUUAUGAUGGACAAAGAUACCGGUCGCCCAAGAGGCUUUGGAUUCGUCACGUUUGAGAGUGAAGCUGGUGUUGACGCUUGCCUCAGCACUCACCUGGAAAUCCACGGGAAGCCUAUCGAGGUCAAGAAGGCGCAGCCACGAGGCAACAUGCGCGAGGAGGAGGAAGCCUCUAGACGCGGCAAGUUCAGGAAAGGCGGUAUGGAAGAACAGGGCAGUCCCCAGGCUCAGAUGGCGAGCCAGAUGGGCCAAGGAGGUAUGACCCCCCAAGUCAUGGCUCAAUAUAUGCAGCGAAUGCAACAAUACAUUAUGAUGCAACAGCAAAUGGUCAUGAACCGAGGUAUGGGCAUGGGAGCCGUAAACCCUGCCAUGAUGCAAAUGAUGCAGAUGCAACAGAUGCAGCAACUCCAGCAGCAGAUGGCCCAAGGUGGCGGCCAAACUGGCCAGAACAACCCGAUGGCAGGAAUUCCCAAUAUGAACCCGGCUCUGAUGCAGCAGAUGCAGCAACAAAUGCAGCAACAGAUGAUGGGCAGCGGAGGUGCUGGUCAGGGUCAGGGUCAAGGUGACGGAAGCUCGCAAGGAUUCAACGACUUCAACAGUCAGCAACAAAUGUUUGCCCCGCGUGGCGGCGGAGGUCGACGUGGAGGCCGAGGGGGAUAUAACCAAGGCUAUAGUAACAGCAAUGUGGGCGGCGCGGAUCCGACUUCGUGGGAGGGUAUGUACGACGAUGUGCCUCAGCCCAAUUUCAACCAAGGAGGUCGUGGAGGCUUCCACCGAAACAGGGGCGCUCAUCAGCAGAGUCCGACUCCGGUCGAUCCCAAUCACGCUCCACCGGCUGACGCGCCCAAGGGUCCGAAGAAUGCUGGCAAGCCGGGUGCAAAUUACCGCGGCGGAGGACGAGGUGGCGGUGGCAGUCGGGGCUUCCAUCCUUAUGGCCGUUAG